Messenger RNA from Carlito syrichta (Philippine tarsier), 276 nucleotides. RefSeq names its product putative 60S ribosomal protein L37a. Gene Ontology annotation, molecular function: structural constituent of ribosome. The transcript has a single exon. Gene Ontology annotation, biological process: translation. The record is from RefSeq and is a predicted model, not a curated record. Gene Ontology annotation, cellular component: ribosome. Bases 1 to 276 code for a protein of 91 amino acids. Lineage: Eukaryota; Metazoa; Chordata; Mammalia; Primates; Tarsiidae.
AUGACCAAACGCACCAAGAAGGUAGGAAUCGUUGGUAAGUAUGGGACCCACUAUGGGGCCUCGCUCCAGAAAAUGGUGAAAAAGAUUGAGAUCAGCCUGCAUGCCAAGUACACUUGCUCCUCCUGUGGCAAAACCAAGAUGAAGAGACGCACUGCGGGCAUCUGGCUCUGGCGCUUCUGCAUGAACACAGUAGCUGGUGGAGGUUGGAACUGCAAUACCACUUCUGUCACGGUGAAGUCUACCAUCAGAAGACUGAAGGAAUUGAAAGACCGGUAG